CAGUUGUAUGCAGCAGAGCCCAGAGUGACAUUGAGACCUGCGUCCAUUACUGAAUCUAUUAUUAGUUCAUGAUUAACUUAAUUCCUCUCUGUUCAACUCUAACUGUCUGCUCAGGAUGGCACAUGAUUGGCAGGGAGGUAGAAGUAGGAGUCACCACCGAUAUGAGGAAGAUGAUGAAGAACCCCAGCCAGUGUAUAUUGGUGUUCCGUUAACACACGGUUACAGUAAAAGGAGACGGCGUAAACACCGCUCCCAACGCGAGAAACAUCACACCCACCAUGACCAACACACACAGCAUGAACACACACACCAUGACCAUCACUAUGACAACCAGGAACACUAUGAAGAUGAGGAGGAGAUGGAACAACAUGACAUAUUUCACCCUGACUCCACAGUGUCCCCGGCGGCGGAGAGGCUGCGUUACAUCCUGGGUGAAGAUGAUGACUUGCCGACGCCCACUCUGUUUACAGAGAUGGACACACUGCAACACGAUGGAGACGAUAUGGAGUGGAAAGAGUCUGCUAGGUGGGUGAAGUUUGAGGAGAAGGUGGAGGAGGGAGGAGAGAGGUGGAGUAAGCCCCAUGUGUCCACCUUGACCCUCCACAGUCUGUUUGAGUUGAGGACCUGUAUACAGACUGGCAGUGUACUGCUGGAUCUGGAGGGAUACUCACUGCCAGAGAUAGUGGAUGACAUUGUGGAUCGCCAGAUAGCUGAUGGUCUCAUUGGUCCAGAGCUGAGGGAGAAGGUCAGCUUCGUGUUGCUACGGAAACAUCGCCACCAGCAUAAGAAACCCAUGCAUCGCUCACUAGCCGACAUGGGCAAAUCAAACAAUUGCCCCGCCAGCCGUAGUCCCCAGUCUGUUCAUAGUGCCAGCCGUACUAACUUCAGUCGUAGUCCUAGUUCAGCCUCUGGCCUCCAUCGUUCAACAGAAGACCUACGUGCCAAGUCAGGCAGCCUUGCCCGCCUGCAUCAUGCGCAAAGCCGAAGUAUGAACGAUAUUUCAGACACACCAAGCACAGACCAGCUGAAGAACAAGUUUAUGAAGAAGAUUCCUCGUGAUGCCGAGGCGUCUAACGUUCUGAUUGGAGAAGUGGACUUCCUGGACAAACCAUUUGUAGCGUUUGUACGUUUGGCCCAAGCUACCACACUGGGAGGCCUGACCGAGGUCCCAGUACCUACCAGGUUUCUGUUUGUCUUGCUUGGUCCUCAUGGCAAAGGCAAGUCCUACAACGAGAUUGGUCGAGCCAUUGCUACGCUCAUGGUGGAUGACUUGUUUAGUGAUGUGGCGUAUAAAGCCCGGGACCGUGAUGACCUGAUCGCUGGGAUUGAUGAGUUUCUGGAUGAGGUCAUCGUUCUGCCACCAGGGGAGUGGGACCCCAAAAUACGCAUCGAGCCCCCCAAGAAAGUCCCCUCUGCCGACAUGAGGAAGUCUGUGCUGAACCUGAACGAGCUGGGCCAGGUAAACGGGGCGGUCGGGGGGGCAGGAGGAGGAGAGGACGAGGAGAUGCCCGCCCCCCACGAGCUGGGAGAGGAACUGCAAUUCACUGGCAGGUUCUGUGGAGGCCUGUGGCUGGACAUUAAGAGGAAGGUUCCGUGGAUCCUUAGUGAUUUCUCCCAGGGAUUCCACAUCCAGUCCAUCUCUGCUGUGCUGUUCAUCUACCUGGGCUGCAUCACCAACGCCAUCACCUUCGGAGGCCUGCUGGGAGAUGCCACAGACAACUACCAGGGUGUGAUGGAGAGUUUCCUAGGUACAGCGUUAGCAGGUACAGUGUUCUGUCUGUUAGGAGGUCAACCUCUCAUCAUCCUCAGUUCCACUGGACCCAUCCUCAUCUUUGAGAAACUGCUCUACGAGUUCUGCAAGUCUAACACUAUAGAUUAUAUGGAGCUGCGUCUGUGGAUUGGUCUCCACUCCUGUCUGCAGUGUCUGAUCCUGGUCGCCACGGACGCCAGUUACAUCAUCAAAUACAUCACGCGCUUCACUGAGGAGGGCUUCUCCAGCCUCAUCUCCUUCAUCUUCAUCUCUGAUGCCAUUAAGAAGAUGGUGGGAUCCUUCAAGUACUACCCUAUCAACCGUGGCUUCAAGCCUGACUACGUUACCUCAUACAAGUGUGAAUGUAUCGCACCAGACCAGGUUCCACUAGCGGACGAUAACAUGACUGAUUUGUAUAACAUAACAGGUCUGGACUGGAGUCAGCUGAGUAAGAAGGAGUGUGUGAAGUAUGGUGGCGCCCUGUUGGGAAACACCUGUAAGUACGUCCCUGACCUGGCCCUCAUGUCCUUCAUCCUGUUCUUCGGGACCUACUCCAUGACCGUCUCACUCAAGAAGUUCAAGACCAGCCGGUACUUCCCCACCAUGCUGAGGAAGCUGAUCAGUGAUUUCUCCAUCUUCAUGUCAAUCAUGACGUUUGUGGGUCUGGAUAUGCUUGUAGGGCUGGACACACCCAAACUAAUCGUACCCACAGAGUUUAAGCCGACGCGUCCAGACCGUGGCUGGUUGGUGAUGCCGUUUGGUAAGAACCCGUGGUGGGUGUACGUGGCCAGCGCCGUUCCUGCUCUCCUGGUCACCAUCCUCAUCUUCAUGGACCAACAGAUCAGCGCUGUCAUCGUCAACCGCAAAGAGAACAAACUCAAGAAAGGUUGUGGGUACCAUCUGGACCUGUUCUGGGUGGGUAUUCUGAUGGCAGUGUGUUCCUUCCUGGGCCUGCCCUGGUACGUGGCUGCCACUGUCAUCUCCAUCGCCCACAUCGACUCUCUGAAGAUGGAGAGUGAGUCCAGUGCCCCAGGAGAGCAGCCCCAGUUCCUGGGUGUCAGGGAACAGAGGUUGACGGGUAUUCUGGUGUUUGUCCUAAAUGGAGUCUCCAUCUUCCUGGCUCCUGUCCUGCAGUACAUCCCCAUGCCUGUUCUCUACGGUGUCUUCCUUUACAUGGGAGUGGCCUCACUUGCUGGAAUACAGUUCUGGGAACGUAUAAAGCUGUACCUGAUGCCAGCCAAGCACCAGCCAGACUUCUCCUUCCUGCGUCAUGUUCCUCUGAGGAGGGUUCACCUGUUCACCCUGGUCCAGAUCAUCUGUCUGGCUGUCCUCUGGAUCCUCAAGUCUACUGUUGCUGCCAUCAUAUUCCCUGUCAUGAUCCUGGGUCUGAUGGUGGUGCGUAAGAUGAUGGACCUGAUGUUCUCUCAACAUGACCUGGCCUGGCUGGACGACAUCCUGCCGGAGAAAGACAAGAAGAAGGAGAAAGGGGGGAAGAAAAAGAAAGACAACAAAAAGACCAAAGCCGCAGCAGAGACGGAGAGCGACGAGGAGGAGAAGAACGUUUACUCUAGUGUGAAUCCUGAUAACAUUGAGCUGGACCGCAGGUACUGUGUGCUCAAACUGCACGUCCCCUACAGUGACCUGAUACAACCUGCCAUCACACACACCGACUGAGGAGUACAUGGCCAGCAGGACCACAACUACAACUACGACUACUGACACACACACACACACACACACACACACACACACACACACACACACACACACACACACACACUAUGCUGAUACAUUUCACUUGAAGGCAUUCAGUUGUACAACUGACUAGGUAUCCCCCUUUCCCUUUCACUUCUGUACAAUUUCUGACACAUGCUAGGAACCAUUUAGCAAAGUUCCAUUCACUAUUAGCAUUCUUUAGCACUGUUGUCACUUAAACACUUUAUACACAUUGAAUUUCAUAUAAAUAUAUACAAAUAUUCCAUAAACUUUAGAUUUGAUGUGAUAUUUAACAUACAUUAGAUUCAGUUGGAUAGUAGUUAUUGUAUUAUAAGUAUGUUAUGCAACACCUCUACUCUUAAACAUUGUAUAAAUCACUGUAGUGUCUGGUAGACAUACCCAGACACAUGGAUCACAUGCCAUUCUGAACCUUAAGUCUACUGUCCGAAGCUGUUGGAGCAUAAAUCGUAGUGUGUGGACUGAGUCUUCUCUUCGUUCAAAAUAUUCUCUGAGCUCCAGCACCUACUCAAACCACUGGAUGUUGUGUGUGUAAUGUUUUUCUCUGCUAUACUUUGGCCCUACUGUAGAUGUGUUUGUGAGGGCAGACUGACAGUUGUUCAAAUACCACAGCCGAUGCAUCUGAAAGCAAGGCAGAAGUAGUUUUUGUGUGUUUGUUUGUUUUGAUGAUGUCUUCCAAGUGUUAUUUAUUCACCGUGUGCUGUGUGGUUUGUGGCAGCAACCUCUGUUGUACUAAUGUAAAGACUCCUCUGAAGGCACAGUUGGCGAAGGAAGAGUUGUAAUGUUAUAGUAAUACAAUAUUAUUAUUAUUGAAAAAAAAAUGUAUUUCACCCCCUUUUUCUCCUCAAUUUCGUGAUAUCCAAUUACG
Messenger RNA from Oncorhynchus tshawytscha (Chinook salmon), 4352 nucleotides. Its product is annotated as electrogenic sodium bicarbonate cotransporter 4-like. Gene Ontology annotation, cellular component: plasma membrane. The transcript has 26 exons. The record is from RefSeq and is a predicted model, not a curated record. Lineage: Eukaryota; Metazoa; Chordata; Actinopteri; Salmoniformes; Salmonidae. Bases 116 to 3424 code for a protein of 1102 amino acids. Gene Ontology annotation, molecular function: solute:inorganic anion antiporter activity; monoatomic anion transmembrane transporter activity; sodium:bicarbonate symporter activity. Gene Ontology annotation, biological process: regulation of intracellular pH; monoatomic anion transport; bicarbonate transport.